GUGGUCAGUCAGUAAAUUCAAGGCCAUGGCGGAGCUCAUCCAGCAAGUUCUUGAAGGUGCAAGACAAAUUGAGAUGGCCACAGCAAAUGAGAUGACUUCAUCCGGUGACCUGAGCUCACAUGAUGAGAUGACAUCCACUAACGAGAGUUUUACAAAGAAGAGGCACUCCAACCACCAUGUGGGUCCCAUCGAUCUAUCGUACGAGGAGGACAGUCAGAGACGGUGUAAAUCCUUCUUCAAGAGGAGGAAAACAAUCUUCGACAAGGCGAAUCAACUCACGUCCAUCUGUGGCGCCUCCGUCAGUAUCAAGCUGAAGUCGCAAGGAGGCCAAGUGUACGAGUACUCGUCGGGAGAGUUCCAACUAGAAGGAGAACCAGGCGUGCCGUUGAUCACCGUCCACCCUACCCCCAGAGGUCGUCCAAAAUCGAAGAAAUUGUCUGCCGAGGAGGAGGCAGGUGAAUGUCAGGUGAUCAGCCCGACUUAUGAACAAGCCAAUAAGAAGGCCCCGUGUGCUAUUUGCAAGAAAAAGGACUCGUUUAUGGCGUGCCAGAAGGCUGGCUGUACAUUUUGGGCUCACGCUCGGUGUUUGGGCUUCGUUGCGUUGGCCCCGACCGAUAUGUCCAACGUGAAGUUCUUCUGUCCGAAGCAUAUUCCGUCCAGUUAACAGAGCCUCCUUCAACUCAUCUUUUGUAUAAAAAUGUAAAUAAGACUGUACAACACAAAAUGGACUUGAUUUGUGGACAUUGGAUUCGAGGGAGUAGUGCCGCCGCAGCCAAGGCCCUGAUCAUGGCCUUGGUUCUCCCUUAUGUCUCCCUUAUGUACUGACUUUAAAAUUGGUAGUAGAAAUUACCUUGCCUCUUAAAGGCAGUGGACACUAUUGGUAAUUGUCAAAGACUAGCCUUUACAGUUGGUGUAUC
Asterias rubens (European starfish) is the source of this 917-nucleotide messenger RNA. RefSeq lists its product as uncharacterized. NCBI's taxonomy places the organism in Eukaryota, Metazoa, Echinodermata, Asteroidea, Forcipulatida, Asteriidae. The record is from RefSeq and is a predicted model, not a curated record. The coding region runs from base 26 to 664 and encodes 212 amino acids. The transcript is spliced from 4 exons. Gene Ontology annotation, molecular function: DNA binding; protein dimerization activity.